Molecule: messenger RNA, 684 nt
Organism: Trichoplax adhaerens
Lineage: Eukaryota; Metazoa; Placozoa; Uniplacotomia; Trichoplacea; Trichoplacidae
Exons: 4
Coding region: 1-684 (227 amino acids)
Biological process (GO): endoplasmic reticulum unfolded protein response
Cellular component (GO): nuclear envelope; membrane; endoplasmic reticulum tubular network
Molecular function (GO): NAD+ poly-ADP-ribosyltransferase activity; kinase binding; protein serine/threonine kinase activator activity
Source: RefSeq, a predicted model, not a curated record
AUGUUGAGGACUAAGUUACGCUUGACCAUUGAGAGAGACAGAUUGGCUACUGACCUCAAGAUCAGUCUUUUUAGUGCAGCAUUAAGAAGUUUUCGUUUUGACAGCGUUUUACGUCCUUUCCCACAAACUUACAUCAGGUUUGGGGAGAAACAGAUCGAUUCAUUGAGAGAAUCAUUUCGUCAAAUCCCAGGCAUUGGCGAACUACUUCAGGAAGAAACUCGUCUAUCGGCUCAUUCUAUUGAGCUUUUAGAAUGGCUACUAGUUGAAGAUAGCACUUUCGUACACCUAAAGAUCUUACCCAAUACUAAGUUGGAAGAGCUUCUAACCGCAACUGGCUUUCGUAAUGGUACCCGCCCUAGCUUAAUUUUUGAUAUAAUCUAUAAAGGAAAAAGUUCUAGCAGUCGUUUUGACGAACUUAAGAGCCAGUAUGGUUCUUUUUAUGGAUUUCAUGGCAGUGGUGUCGAAAAUUUCUUCUCCAUUCUACAUGUUGGUCUUUUAUCACAUUUAAAUAAUAGAUCAUUAUUUGGUGAAGGAACUUAUUUAUCAACUGAUUUGGAUGUUUCCUUAAAUUUCUCUACGACCGGUUCUACAUGGGAUAAAAGCAUGAUUGCCAAAUCUAUCUCAUGUGUUGCUGUUUGUGAAGUUAUAAAGCAUCCUCGAAUUCUUGCAAAUCAAAAUAAGUAA